This is a messenger RNA of Daucus carota subsp. sativus, 1449 nucleotides long. RefSeq lists its product as uncharacterized. Gene Ontology annotation, molecular function: nucleotide binding. The coding region runs from base 185 to 1279 and encodes 364 amino acids. NCBI's taxonomy places the organism in Eukaryota, Viridiplantae, Streptophyta, Magnoliopsida, Apiales, Apiaceae. The record is from RefSeq and is a predicted model, not a curated record. The transcript is spliced from 2 exons.
AUAAAUAUCUUGGAUAUGAACGGUGAAUUCCAACAAUGACCAAAACAGAUGACUUGGAAGGCCAUGUGUAUCCACACAUUCCUUUUAAAAACAACUCAUACCUCUACAAAUACUUGCUCACAAACAAAGCUUAUCACAACAAACUCUUCACCACCUUCCAUACUUUCUCACAUUUUUCACAAAAAUGGCUGAGCUCUCUGUACUUCCUGUCAAAAUCGGGAUUCUUGGGUGCGCGGAGAUAGCCCGGAAGCUGUCUCGGGCUAUCCAUUUGGUUCCUGAAGAUGUUUGUAUUUCGGCCAUUGGGAGCCGGUCUGAGAGCAAGGCUAUUCAGUUUGCUGCUGCCAAUGGGUUUCCUGUGAGUGCUAAAGUGUAUGGGAGUUAUGAUGCUGUCCUGGAAGAUCCUGAUGUCGACGCGAUCUACAUGCCUCUCCCCACCAGUCUGCAUCUCAAGUGGGCUGUUCUGGCUGCUCAGAAGCAGAAGCAUUUGCUGGUGGAGAAGCCUGUGGCAAUGCAUGUGGAUGAGCUUGACGCGAUCCUCGAGGCGUGUGAUGAUAAUGGAGUGCAGUACAUGGAUGGCACCAUGCUGCAGCAUCAUCCCAGGUCGGCCAAGAUGAGGGAAUAUCUGGAUGAUGCAGAGCACUUUGGUCAACUCAGAUCAAUCAUCAGCUGCUUCACUUUUGCUGCUAGCCCGGAUUAUCUUGCCAACAAUAUUCGAACAAAACCAGAUCUUGAUGGUCUUGGUGCUCUUGGCGAUAUCGGGUGGCACUGCAUCAGAUCAAUCUUGUGGGCAGCUGAUUUCGAGCUGCCUAAAUUCGCCAUCGCCUUGCCAGGGCCUGUUCUCAACAAAGCAGGGGUGAUUAUAUCCUGCGGUGCUUCUUUACACUGGGAAGACGGAAAAACAGCAACACUCCACUGCUCUUUCCUGGAAAACCUGACCAUGGAUGUUACUCUGGUUGGAACCAAGGGAACUCUGCAUAUGCAUGACUUCAAUAUUCCUUUCGAGGAGAGCAGAGCUACAUUCUCUACCGGUACCAAGUUGGGGUUCAAUGAUCUGUCGACUGGCUGGUCACUGAAGCACACCGAGCAUACUGUCACGGCAGAUCUUCCUCAGGAAUGUCUGAUGCUCAAGGAGUUUUCGAGGUUGGUGGCUAACAUCAAAAGCAAUGGGGCAAAGCCGGAGAAGAAGUGGGCAACCUAUAGUAGAAAGACACAACUGACAAUGGACGCGAUCAAAGAAUCUGUCUACAAUGGCUUCCAGAAAGUCGAAAUUGCUGGUUGAUUACCGGAUUAGUAGUCUGUGAUAGAACCCCGGGGCAUCCAGUGCCCGGGAAGGUUGAGUUAGUCGUUUAAUAAAAAGUGUAUGGACCUGCUGUGGCUGGCAAUAGUUUCUGAACAAUCUAAACCCUCCCUCUGGGCUAGAUGUUGAAUAAAUUUGUCUUUGUUUUGUGA